UGUCUGAUCAAGCGAAAGUGUCGGUCGAUGCGCCAUCAUUCGCUCUUUCGCUCAUUCAAACGUCUCUCGUAUCAAUCUGGCAACUGAUCUGACCCUGGACUAGUGACAUAUCCAGCCAUUAUGCAUCGGCUGCCAGUAGAACUUCUACAGGCGGUAUUCUUACUCCUCGUGAACGACAUACCAAAUUGUCCUAGUAUCUUCUCAACUGGGACAACCACCAUGUCAGCAAAUUUCGCUAGCCCGCCCCUACUCUUCACUCGAGUGUGCCGCCAUUGGCGAGACGUUGCACAUUCAACGCCAGGGAUCUGGUCGCGCAUCAAGGUCGAGCUUCCCGGAGCACUCGUCCAGCCACUUAAGCCGUUCUUUCCCUCUCUACUCCAGUAUUGGCUAGCCCGGUCUGGAAAUCUGCCUCUUACCAUACGCAUAGAAGAAAUUCUCCCCUCAAACCUCUUAUAUGCACGGGCCCCCAAUGAUGGGAAUUCUCGACUGCUCAAGAUUAUUUAUGAUGAGAUGAGGCGUUGGGAAACAGUGUUUGGCUGCCCAGCUGAACUCGGGUUGAGUGAUAACUUCAAUACGCCCCAGCUGCGAACGCUAGAGCAGCUCUGGGACAUAUCAGAUCUCACCAAAUUUAAUGCACCAAAUCUCCGUCACCUACGUGUGAUGUAUUCACUGUCGGUUAGCAUCCGAUCAUUCAGACCCAAUGCUGCCUGCGGAAGCAUCCGUCAUCUGUACCUCCAUCAAGUUUUACCCAGUAGGAUACGCUACUUUCCAGCCAUAUUCCCUCGUUUGGAAACCCUCGAUGUGCAUGUACUUACACCUCAUAUACAGGGUAUGGAUAUGGGGAGUCAUUCGGACACGUAUUCUUGCCUUGAAUCGAUGACCCUCCCCUUCGACCGUCUUUCUCGGGACACGUUUACCAUAAUAUUCCGUGGACUUCAUCUUCCCGUGUUGCAGAAAUUGACUUUGGUGUUGGGUCCAGGCAAACCAAGAGUUGAGAAGAUUACGGAGGCGCUUGCAGUUGCUGGGUCUUGCAAUAUCAAAGUGGUAGAUUUUCGGCUGCACGAGUCGGGGAAUGAUCUUGAUGUACAUACCCUUGAGCCAUUGCUCUCAGUAGUGCAGGAGGUUGCGGUUUGUGGGGAAGUAAUGGUAUAGGAACAGGCCGGUACAUGAAUUGAGGCUCUUGGGGGAAAAGAAUUGGACUACGAGUUCGUCUACGCGUCGAGUCUGUGCAGAGGCAUCUACUAGACUCUAGUCAGUAGCGACCAAGCCCAACAUGCAAAAAUUGUACAUCGCCUUAUGCAGCGUGAUUGAAGCGUUCUAUCACAAUAUUAGCUCCAAUUGGUAGUUAGUGAACUGGGAGUUCGGCGAGGAUAUAAUUCACCAACUACCAAGAGAGAAGAUUACAGCCGUUUGCAUAUGU
Molecule: messenger RNA, 1420 nt
Organism: Suillus subalutaceus
Lineage: Eukaryota; Fungi; Basidiomycota; Agaricomycetes; Boletales; Suillaceae
Exons: 1
Coding region: 121-1152 (343 amino acids)
Source: RefSeq, a predicted model, not a curated record